Myxocyprinus asiaticus (Chinese sucker) is the source of this 4597-nucleotide messenger RNA. RefSeq names its product serine/threonine-protein kinase N2-like. Lineage: Eukaryota; Metazoa; Chordata; Actinopteri; Cypriniformes; Catostomidae. Gene Ontology annotation, biological process: signal transduction; protein phosphorylation. Gene Ontology annotation, molecular function: protein serine/threonine kinase activity; ATP binding; small GTPase binding. The record is from RefSeq and is a predicted model, not a curated record. The transcript is spliced from 22 exons. The coding region runs from base 279 to 3215 and encodes 978 amino acids.
UCUACCACCCGCCUCCCCUUUCGAUAAUAGCAGCACAGCUCUGUGAGUUCACCCCAGAUGCGCGGAUCUCCGCUAUGAGCUUUGGUGUACCAUUACAUUCAUAGCAAAUCAAGAGCUCAACCAACCAUGGGAGCCCCUGCGUCCACUGGUCAUCCUGUGGAUCGUACCCCAAAUACAGCGCUUUUCGCUUGAGACGGAAACACAAAAGGCUUGUUUUUUUGGGAGUGACUUACCUCCCCUUCCCCACAGAGUUUGAUCCAAAAGAGUUCACAACCAAAAUGGCCGCCGAUCUCAUGCAGGCUCACAUGGUUUCGGAGCAGCUGGGCCUGGGACACAAUCUUGACCUGUCUGAUACCAUGGUCCAACAGAAGCUAGACGAAAUCAAGGAACAGAUCAAGAGGGAGAUCCGCAAAGAGCUGAAGAUCAAAGAGGGGGUGGAGAACCUUAGAAAGGUCACCACUGAAAAAAAGAGAUUGGCAUAUGUUGAUAAUAUGCUCAAAAAGUCCAACAAAAAGUUAGAAGAGCUGCAUCAAGAGCUGCAGGAACUCAACGCCCAUAUUGUGGUGAAGGAUCCAGAAGAUCUCCUCUUAGAGUGUCCUCUCACGCUGGACAGCCCCAGAAGUGAAGCACGAAUAUGCACUAGCAGCAGCAGACUAGCUGCCCUUAAAAAACAGAACGACAUUGAAUUGAAGGUGAAGCAGGGGGCCGAGAACAUGAUCCAGAUGUAUUCAAACGGCUCAACAAAGGACAGAAAACUGCUUGCAACAGCACAGCAGAUGCUCCAAGACAGCAAAACCAAGAUCGAGUUCAUCAGAAUGCAGAUCCUCAAAGCCAGCCAAACCAGCGAACUCAGCUUUGACAACAAUGAUGUCAUUGCCAAGCCCAUCAUCAGUCCACUGGACCUGCGGGUGGAAGAACUCUGCCAUCACACACGGAUAGAGUACGCUGUGGCCGAGGGGGCCAAGAAUGUCAUGAAGCUGCUGGGCUCUGGCAAACUGACUGAGAAGAGGGCUCACUCUGAGGCCCAAGCCAGAUUCAAUGAGUCCAAUCAGAAGCUGGAUCUAUUGAAGUAUUCCCUGGAGCAGAGACUCAAUGAGCUUCCCAAGAACCACCCCAAGAGCACUCUGAUCAUGGAGGAGUUAUCCCUUAUGUCCUCUCCUGCUCUCAGUCCCCGCCAGAGCUUUGUAUUCACACAAAACCAGCACAGCACUGUGAAGAACCAGUACAGCACCAAGCCAGCUGCACUCACAGGUAAGUUAGAGGUUCGACUGAUGGGAUGCCAGGACCUUUUGGAGAAUGUUCCUGGCCGGUCUAAAGCCACGUCAGUGCCGCUGCCAGGCUGGAGCCCCAGUGAAACACGCUCUUCUUUCAUGAGCCGUGGGAACCGCAGAGGAACCAGUGUUCGAAAUCUCUCCAAAACUGACGACUUGUCCAAUGAGAUUAGUGCUGUUCUGAAGCUUGACAAUACAGUAGUUGGACAGACCAGUUGGAAACCUGUCAGCAAUCAGUCGUGGGACCAGAAGUUUACAUUAGAGCUAGACCGGUCUCGGGAGCUGGAGAUCUCAGUGUAUUGGAGAGAUUGGCGGUCUCUUUGUGCUGUGAAAUUCCUCCGACUGGAGGACUUCCUGGACAACCAGCGCCAUGGAAUGUGCCUUUACCUUGAGCCACAAGGGACUCUGUUUGCAGAGGUUACCUUUUUUAAUCCUGUCAUUGAGCGGAGAACUAAACUCCAAAGGCAGAAGAAGAUUUUUUCAAAGCAACAAGGGAGAACAUUCCUGCGGGCACCUCAGAUGAGCAUUGGGACCUGGGGCCGGCUGGUGAAGAGAGCCAUUCCCUCUCCGAAUAACUUAUUUAGUCCACAAGUAACAGAGCUGGCAGCUGAGACUGGCCACAGUCAUAGUCAUCCAGGAACCCCUGUUUUGAGGAGUGACCCAAUAGUGACAAAACUGGACUUUGACAAAGAUGCUACACCAAAGCACUACUCUCCUGUUAGUUUUAGAGAAGCUCUGCCUGAGGACAAGAUCACCAAGAAAGACCGAGAACAGGACACCUUGACCACAUUCGACUAUCGAAAUGACAGGAACAGCAUCAUUGUUCAAUCUGAUCUUGAAGAUGUUGUGGAACAUGAGACAAAGCCAUUACCACAAUUACAAUUCAUAGCUGUCCAAACAAACACAGAUAUAAGGGAAGAGGAGGAAGAAGAACAAUUUCAUUUCAGCCUUAAAGACUUUAAAUGUGUUGCAGUGUUAGGCCGUGGCCAUUUUGGAAAGGUGUUACUUGCCGAAUACAGUAUUACAGGUGAAAUGUUUGCCAUCAAAGCCCUGAAGAAGGGAGAUAUUGUCACCCGUGAUGAGGUUGAAAGCUUGAUGUGUGAGAAGAGGAUAUUUGAGACUGUGAACAGUGUACGCCACCCGUUCCUGGUCAAUAUUUUUGCAUGUUUCCAGACAAAGGAGCAUGUGUGUUUUGUGAUGGAGUAUGCAGCGGGAGGAGACCUGAUGAUGCACAUUCACGCAGAUGUGUUUUCAGAGCCACGAGCCAUGUUUUAUGCAGCUUGUGUUGUCUUGGGAUUACAGUUUUUACACAAGCACAAGAUUGUAUACAGAGAUCUGAAGCUGGAUAACUUACUGCUAGACACAGAGGGAUUUGUCAAGAUUGCUGACUUUGGUCUUUGCAAAGAAGGAAUGGGUUACCAGGACAGAACAAGCACUUUUUGCGGCACUCCAGAGUUUCUGGCUCCAGAGGUCUUAACCGAAACAUCAUAUACACGUGCAGUGGACUGGUGGGGGCUCGGUGUGCUCAUCUUUGAAAUGCUUGUUGGGGAGUCUCCAUUCCCCGGUGAUGAUGAAGAAGAGGUGUUUGACAGCAUUGUGAAUGAUGAGGUUCGCUACCCAAGAUUCCUCUCAACUGAGGCCAUCUCCAUUAUGAGAAGGCUAUUAAGAAGGAAUCCAGAGCGACGGCUUGGAGCUGGUGAACGCGAUGCAGAGGAUGUCAAGAAACAUCUGUUCUUCCGAUAUAUUGACUGGGAUGGACUAUUAGCAAAGAAAGUGAAGCCACCAUUUGUACCCACAAUCCAAGGUUCCAGUGAUGUUAGUAACUUUGAUGAUGAAUUUACCUCAGAGGCUCCAGUGCUGACGCCGCCCAGAGAAGCCCGGCCAUUAAACCAGGAGGAGCAGGAGUUGUUUGCAGACUUUGACUAUAUAGCAGACUGGUGUUAGCCAUGUGUUGGCACUCCUCCCUCUCCACACACAGACACACACACAUGCAAAAAAUGUGAAUCAGUCCAUUUUAUUCAUUUGCAAUGUCAUAGCUGUUGUUCUUAGUGUUACUGUAAGAUCACCAUAAGACCCUUUCCAGUUUUUUUUACUUUAUGAAGAAAAUGUAUUUAAAAAUAUUGAGUAUUUAGUUACCACCACAUUCAGGUCUGGGAUAAAAAAAAAUGCAUUUUAUUAGAAAUUAUUGAGCAUCAGCACUGAUCACGAAAAAUGAUGUCAGUUGAACAGGUUAACUGUACCAACUGCCUUACCAAAUAAUGCUCAUUGCAUUUGUUUUAAUGUAACGUGAUAAGCUUUCCGGGGUCUGAGUUGAUUACUUCUGGUUGGUCUCUCUGUCUGUGCUAUCAAACAACCCCUAAAGUUGUUGAAGUUAGCAAGUUAUCUUGCCCAUAGAAUUUCAUCAGCUACGCAUUAAGCGUCGUGAUUAAGAAUAAUGUGCAUUUAUUUUUAUGUAUUUGAAAUGUCGUCAAGGUACCUGGUUAAAAAGUGUUAUAAAGCCAUAGACUGAGAUGAUAGGUAGCCACUUUCAGGUAUUUUUACCUCACCAAAGAAUGUAACUUUAGCCUCCAUUACCAAAACUGGCUUAGUAUCUACAUGUUUUUGUUCAACAGAGUCUACACCCCUCCUUCCAGUACAGUAUGAUUCUAUUUAUGGUCCUGCAACUAUUCAUGCAAGUUACAGUGAAAACUAAAAAUAUGAAUUACAAUAUGUCAUUGCUCUAAAACAUGAAAUGUUUGCUAUAUCUUCCAUUCAGUGAGUUGUUUAUCUCUCAAGCGUUUAGUGGAUUUAUAUGUGACAGUUGUUCUUAGUGCCUACUUAAAUUCCUCCAAUACAUAGGUCCUUGUUUACAAAACACUUAGUGUGGCUCAACUACUAGACAUGAGGCAUAACAGACUGGAAUCCAUAAGUGACACCAAAUGUCAAAAUUAAAUAUAUUACUAGCUAGAUGUUCCAACCUGUGAAAGUCUUGAAGUUCAUUCAGAGCAGAAUCCUCAAGAAAAUGUGUAAGGAGCUAUCCAAAUGGAGGGGUAGAUGCUAGUUUUAGGCAUGUUAUAUAGGCUAUACUACAUAAACACUAAGCUGGAAGCACUAAUUCUUUAUGCAUUCUAAGUUAUCCAUGUUUUAUCUGAAUUGUGGACAAAAUGACUGUACAAAGAUUUUAAGUCGAGUAUUAUGCAAAGAAUUUUUUCAAUGGUACACAGUCUUGAAGUUUAAGUUGACAAUGAUGUAAAUAAGCAUAAUUUUUAAUAAUUAUUUCAAUAAUGUUUGCCAAAAAAUUGGCCAUUAUGAAUGAAAUAAAAUUAAAUGUUUAUGUAAUUAACAAA